Messenger RNA from Cercopithifilaria johnstoni, 1026 nucleotides. The record is from the annotation of a GenBank genome assembly. Lineage: Eukaryota; Metazoa; Nematoda; Chromadorea; Rhabditida; Onchocercidae.
AUGGACGGUUGUUUUCUUUUCGUUAUGUUCAUCAUGAAACUGUGUGAUGCUAAUAAACAAGUGAUUCAGAUACCCAUUAGGACCUCCAGUAAGCCAUUGGGACGCUUGGAUUUGUUGGAAUGUGCAGUGCUUGAGCCCACCGAAUAUGAUAAGCACGCAGUCAAAGGUUUAUGUCCGCCUCAGCCGACGAAGAUUCUAAAGACAUUUGGAAUUAAACUGAAGAAAUUAUAUUUUGGAAAAUUUCCUUGGUUGAUGAGGAAAGACAAGAAGGAAAGGAAAGACUGGUUGAUGAAAAAAAGAUUCAUAAUGAAAGCAGUAUUUUUGGGAAAACAAUCGUUUUAUCAAUUGCGGUUGCAAAAUGUUGAUUUCGAUUUUGAGCUGAUUGAAGGAUUAUUUUUAAUAUUAGAAUGUCCAAUAAAGAGAAAAAAAAAGAAACCAAACAUUAAAUGGUACCUGGAUGGCUCACCAAUAAUUACUGAUUCACGGUUAUCUUGGAGGGUCAAGCUCACACCACUGAAAUAUCUUCAGAUUUGGCCGCUAAUGGUAACCCGAGAUGACGGACGAUAUGAAUGUUUUGUUGAUGGCAAAUCACAUGGUUCUGUCACUCUACAUGUCAUUACUGUAGCAGAAGGACUUACCCGAGGCACGAUUAAUUAUUUCAUAACAAUGAUGCUCUCCAUACCAUUCGUUGCAUUUGCAAUUUUCUAUCGUUUGUUGCAUCCACAGCGUGAAACAAUAAUGCUGGAUAGCUCUGUGACUGAUUUUUACGAGAAGAUUCUGGAUCUUACAACAAAGGAGAUGAAGAGUCAUAUUACUAAAACAAUUUAUAAAGAUCAGGCGGAAAUUAAGCAAAAAGAGAUAGAAUCUAGCUAUUCAUACAAGGAAACUUUGAAUGGGGGAAGUAUACGAAAUAAUCGUGAUGUGGUAAUCACGAUUUUGAAUGUGGCUGAAAUAGAUCAACACAAAAAUUGCGGUAUGAAUGAAAAGAAAACGAAACCCAGGCUGCUAAAUCACUUGAAAUUGUGA